AUGAUGGAUUUCCCUCAUCUCUCUCCAGAAGACAAAAGGAAACACAAGAAGAAGCAUCUGGUUCAGAGCCCCCAUUCCUAUUUCAUGGAUGUGAAAUGCCCAGGAUGUUAUAAAAUCACCACUGUCUUUAGCCAUGCACAAACAGUAGUUUUGUGUGUUGGCUGCUCUACUAUCUUCCACCAUCUUACAGGAGGAAAAGCAAGGCUUACAGAAGGCUGCUCAUCCAGGCAGAAGCAGCACUAA
Molecule: messenger RNA, 243 nt
Organism: Odocoileus virginianus texanus
Lineage: Eukaryota; Metazoa; Chordata; Mammalia; Artiodactyla; Cervidae
Source: RefSeq, a predicted model, not a curated record